GAUUCAGUUUGGACUUUUCAAAUGAACUUACGGAAUCGGCUUGGAUUUUUUCUCGAAAUGGACUAGUGGAAUCAGCUUGGACUUUUUCUCGAAAUGGAUUAAUGGAAUCAGCUUGGACUUUUUCUCGAAAUAGACUAAUCGAAUCGGCUUGGACUUUUUCUCGAAACAGAUUUGUGGAAUCGGCUUGGACUUUUCUCGAAACGGAUUCGUGGAAUCGGCUUGGACUUUCUCUCGAAACGGACUUGUGGAAUCAGCUUGAACUUUCUUUCGUGAAAUCAGCUUGGACUUUUUCUUAUGAUAAGCUUUUAUGGAAAUCGGCUUGGGCUUUCUUUCGAAACAGACUUGCA
Messenger RNA from Funneliformis caledonium, 347 nucleotides. Lineage: Eukaryota; Fungi; Glomeromycota; Glomeromycetes; Glomerales; Glomeraceae. The record is from the annotation of a GenBank genome assembly.